Messenger RNA from Phyllotreta striolata, 1314 nucleotides. Lineage: Eukaryota; Metazoa; Arthropoda; Insecta; Coleoptera; Chrysomelidae. The record is from the annotation of a GenBank genome assembly.
AUUAUGAGCGCUAACGUAAAAUUCAAAGAAUUCCCCAAAAUAUGCAGAUGCUGCCUGAGUUACGGAGACCUAAAACCCAUCGUAGACUUGGAGAACGUCGAGACAUUCAUGACAAUCACAAACAUUAAGAUCAAAGAAGAGGACAAAAUGCCCGAAAACGUGUGCCUGAAAUGCGCCGGACAAUUCGACAUAAUCGCGAAUUUCGUGGAAAUGUGCAAAACCGCUGAAAAAACACUAAAACUAGCCGUCAUCAAAGAACUCGAACUCCAAGAUCAAUCGGACAACAACGAAACAACCGACGACUUUCUCCUCGACAACGUCAAACAGGAAAUCGUCGAACUCGAACCGGACAUCGUCCUACACCUAAACCCCGCCUCUCGGCCUCCGACCUGCGAGAACUGCAGCGAAUCCUUCCCAUCGGCCCCCGAUCUUCUAAAACACUACAGCGACUUUUCCAGUUGCACUCCCGACGAUUCGGGUUCCGUUUCUAUUUCCACGAAACACAAGAAACAGAAACGGCCGUGCAACGUCAACAACAUCAACAUCGUGGAGUAUCUACGGAAGCCGAGAGGUCGAAAGAAACGCGAAAUCAAAGAGGAAUCGGACGGCGAAGCGGAAUACGUAAAAGGCAGGAGAUUGAAGGGGAAACGGAGGUUUCUUUGCAACUUUUGCGGCAAGAAUUACACGAGAAAGAACGGCUUGGACAGGCACAUGCUCAGCCAUUCCGGUGUGAAACCGUUCGAGUGCAGGGAAUGCGGUAAAUGUUACAUCACGAAAGACACUUUAAAGACCCACAUGUUGACCCAUUCGGGGAUAAAGGCGCACAAAUGUACGGUGUGCGAGAAAUCCUUCACGCAAUCCAGUCAUUUGAGCUACCACAUGCGAAGGCACAACGGAGAACGGCCGUACAGUUGCAGUUUCUGCGGAAAGGGUUUUUUAUCCACUUAUCAUUUAGAUAGGCACAAAUUAAUGCAUACUGGUGUAAAACCGUACGAGUGCAAGCAGUGCGGAAAACAGUUCGUGAGAAGUACCACUUUGAGGGAUCACAUGUUGAUACAUACGGGGGAGAAGCCUUUUGUGUGUCAGCAUUGCGGUAAACAAUUCAAUCGGAAGCAAUCGUUGACCAAUCACGUGCUGGUGCAUACGGGAGAAAGAGAUAGAUCGAAACGGACCAAUGGCAUGGGUUUGUGUAAUGUUGGUAACGAUAGGACGUUGGAUGAGAUUGGUGGAUUGUUAGUGGGAGAAAUGAAGGUGGACGGGUCGCGGUAGUUCGAUUUUUUUUUGUAUAGAAUUGAUGUUUGAUAUAUUUUUAUU